This is a messenger RNA of Mandrillus leucophaeus (drill), 6291 nucleotides long. RefSeq names its product Ral GTPase activating protein, alpha subunit 1 (catalytic) (gene RALGAPA1). Gene Ontology annotation, molecular function: GTPase activator activity. Gene Ontology annotation, biological process: positive regulation of GTPase activity; regulation of small GTPase mediated signal transduction. The transcript is spliced from 36 exons. NCBI's taxonomy places the organism in Eukaryota, Metazoa, Chordata, Mammalia, Primates, Cercopithecidae. The record is from RefSeq and is a predicted model, not a curated record. The annotation marks the transcript as partial. Gene Ontology annotation, cellular component: nucleus; cytoplasm.
AGAUUCUCCUUUGGCUGCUUACACAGGAAACCAAGGCGGGGAGUGCCACGGGUGAUCUCAUGCUGGCAUGACGUCAAGAACCCUUGACGUCAGAAGGCGGUUGCCACGGACACCGUUCGCCACCGACGGCAGAGUCGUGAAACCCCAUCACUACCACACUCGUCUCCGUUUCGGCCUCUGCAGGGUGUAAGCUGCUAAAGCAGCUUCAACCUUAAGGGGGCCUCAGGGAGAGAGUUGUGCUGCUGCCGCCGAGAGCUCCACCUCCGUGGCUCUGGGUCCGGGGCCCCGGCCUGUGGCGGCGAGCGGCGGCCGCUGGAGACGAGCGGCGGCUGCAGGCGGCCCGCCCGGGUCUAUCUCGCUCCGUGCAGGGCCGGGAGAGGGAUCCGCCAUAUUGGAGCCGGGGCCGGAGGUGCCUUGGAGCCGCGGCGCGAGGCUGGUGGAGGUGGCGGCCCUGGUCUGGAUCGGGGAGGAGUCGGCUCUGCCCUGGCCCGCAAGGCUGAGGAGCUAAUGAGGCGCUUCGGCUAGUCUCCUCCCCGCCCACUCCCUCCACUUUCUGCCGCCGGGACCCGGCUGGGAGCCGGCUGUGGCAGUGGCAGUGGCAGUGGCAGCGGCAGGAUGUUCUCCAAGAAGCCGCACGGGGACGUGAAGAAGUCCACCCAGAAGGUGCUGGACACCAAGAAGGACGCACUGACUCGCCUCAAGCACCUGCGCAUCGUCAUCGAGAAUGCAGAAUCUAUUGAUCUUAAACAGUUUUUCGACCAACAUUUUUCACAUAUAUACUAUGUGUUCUUUGAAAAUUUUGUGACUAUUGAAGCUAGUCUUAAACAGAAAGGUCACAAGUCUCAAAGAGAGGAAUUGGAUGCUAUACUUUUUAUUUUUGAGAAAAUUUUACAACUUCUUCCAGAAAGAAUUCAUCAGCGAUGGCAGUUUCAUAGUAUUGGUUUGAUUUUAAAGAAACUACUUCACACAGGAAACUCCUUAAAGAUUAGGCGAGAAGGUGUUCGUCUUUUCUUACUGUGGUUGCAAGCUCUUCAGAAUAACUGUAGCAAAGAACAGCUCUGGAUGUUUUCAUGCUUAAUCCCUGGAUUUUCAGCACCACAGUCUGAACAUGGACCUCGAACUUUAGAUAAUCUCAUUAAUCCUCCACUCAACCUUCAAGAAACUCAAGUCACUAUAGAAGAAAUCACUCCUCUUGUCCCCCCACAAUCAGGAGAUAAAGGGCAAGAAGAUCUCACAAGUUAUUUUCUUGAAGCACUUCUAAAAUACAUAGUAAUUCAGGUAAAAAGUUUAGAAUGGAAGAACAAAGAAAACCAAGAAAGGGGAUUUUCAUUUUUGUUUUCACAUUUUAAGAAAUACUACUUGCCUUAUAUUUUUCCAAACAUCUGUAAGGAAAACAGUUUAUAUCAUCCUAUACUUGACAUCCCACAGAUGAGACCAAAGCCACAUUAUGUCAUAAUAAAGAAAGAUGCUGAAACCAAUGAAGCAAUCUAUUGUACAAAGGAGCCUUUCAUUAAGGCUCGUGUUAUUGUCAUUCGUUGGCUGGUUUCUUUCUGGCUGGAGCCAAAACCACAUACAGGACCUCAUAUUCCUGGGAUGGAAGGUGAAGUCUUGCCAAAGAAUAUUCAGAGAGCAGCUGCUAGUUUAGUAUCCAGAGAAGAAAGCAAAAAUGAUAAUGCUGAUAAAGCAGACAGAACUACAGAACCCGAACAGUCUCAUUCCAAUACAAGCACUCUCACGGAGCGAGAACCUAGCUCAUCUAGUCUCUGUAGUAUUGAUGAAGAACAUCUCACAGACAUUGAAAUAGUUCGCAGAGUUUUUUCUUCUAAAAGAAGUAAUGUAAACUUUGUGACAGAGAUAUUUCGUCAGGCAUUUUUAUUACCAAUUUGUGAAGCAGCAGCUAUGAGAAAAGUGGUAAAAGUGUAUCAAGAAUGGAUCCAACAAGAGGAAAAACCCUUGUUCAUGCAAGAGCCUGAAGAAAUUGGGAUCACUUCUUCAGACCUCCCUUGCAUUGAAAAUGUCACAGACCAUGAUACUUCAAUGGAGGAAGGAGAAAAAAGAGAAGAGGAAAAUGGGACCAAUACUGCUGAUCUUGUUCGAAAUUCCAGUUGGGCAAAAAAUGGCUCCUACCAAGGUGCUCUUCAUAACGCCUCUGAAGAAGCCACAGAACAAAACAUACGAGCUGGUACCCAGGCAGUUUUGCAGGUGUUUAUUAUAAACUCAUCAAAUAUAUUUCUUCUUGAACCUGCAAAUGAAAUUAAAAAUCUUCUGGAUGAGCACACAGAUAUGUGUAAACGCAUUCUUAACAUUUAUCGGUACAUGGUUGUACAAGUAUCAAUGGACAAAAAGACUUGGGAACAGAUGCUGCUUGUGUUGCUCAGAGUCACGGAGUCUGUACUGAAGAUGCCAUCACAAGCUUUUCUACAGUUCCAAGGGAAAAAAAAUAUGACCUUGGCAGGUCGACUUGCAGGACCACUUUUCCAGACCCUUAUAGUUGCCUGGAUCAAAGCAAACCUAAAUGUGUACAUCUCCCGAGAACUUUGGGAUGACUUACUGUCAGUACUGUCAUCGUUGACCUAUUGGGAAGAGUUGGCCACUGAGUGGUCACUGACUAUGGAGACAUUAACUAAAGUUUUAGCUAGGAAUUUAUAUAGUUUGGAUCUCAGUGAUUUACCAUUGGAUAAGCUGAGUGAACAGAAACAAAAAAAGCACAAAGGGAAAGGAGUUGGACAUGAAUUUCAGAAAGUUUCAGUUGACAAGUCAUUUUCUAGAGGAUGGAGUCGUGAUCAGCCUGGCCAAGCCCCAAUGAGACAGAGGAGUGCAACAACCACUGGUUCUCCAGGAACCGAAAAGGCGAGAAGUAUAGUACGGCAAAAAACUGUUGCCAUGAGAAGCCGAUCCAUUGGUGAAUGUGCUCUGCCAUCGGCCUAUAUACGCAGUGCUAAAAGUGCUCCUGUUCUGAUCCAUACUUCCAAACCCUUCUUGCCUGAUAUUGUUCUCACUCCCCUUUCUGAUGAGCUUUCAGAUAUUGAUGAUACUCAAAUACUUCCCCGCUCAACUAGAGUCAGACAUUUUUCACAAAGUGAAGAAACUGGAAAUGAAGUUUUUGGUGCUUUGAAUGAGGAGCAGCCAUUGCCUCGAAGUAGCAGCACUUCUGACAUCUUGGAACCAUUCACUGUUGAACGAGCCAAAGUCAAUAAAGAGGACAUGAGCCAAAAACUGCCUCCUCUUAAUAGUGAUAUUGGCAGCAGCAGUGCUAAUGUUCCUGAUCUGAUGGAUGAGUUUAUAGCAGAAAGACUUCGAAGUGGUAAUACCUCGACUAUGACAAGAAGAGGAAGUAGUCCAGGCAGCCUUGAAAUUCCCAAAGACCUCCCUGAUAUUCUAAACAAGCAGAACCAGAUGCGCCCUGUUGAUGACCCGGGUGUGCCCUCAGAAUGGACUUCUCCUGCCAGUGCAGGGAGCAGUGAUCUUAUCAGCUCAGAUAGUCAUUCGGAUUCUUUCAGCGCUUUCCAAUAUGAUGGCCGAAAAUUUGACAAUUUUGGCUUUGGAGCUGACACUGGGGUUACGUCCUCUGCUGAUGUGGAUUCAGGUUCUGGCCAUCACCAGAGUGCUGAAGAGCAGGAAGUGGCUAGUCUAACUACUCUUCAUAUAGAUUCUGAAACAAGCAGUCUUAAUCAGCAAGCUUUCUCUGCUGAAGUUGCAACUAUCACUGGUUCAGAAAGUGCUUCCCCAGUCCAUUCACCUCUGGGCUCCAGGUCACAGACGCCUUCCCCUUCUACGUUGAAUAUAGAUCACAUGGAACAGAAGGAUCUGCAGCUCGAUGAGAAGCUCCACCACUCUGUUCUUCAGACACCAGAUGAUCUAGAAAUUAGUGAAUUUCCAUCAGAAUGUUGUAGUGUGAUGGCAGGAGGUACUCUGACUGGAUGGCAUGCUGAUGUUGCUACUGUAAUGUGGCGAAGAAUGCUAGGCAUUUUGGGAGAUGUAAAUUCAAUCAUGGAUCCUGAAAUACAUGCUCAAGUUUUUGAUUACCUCUGUGAACUUUGGCAGAAUCUAGCUAAGAUUAGAGAUAACCUUGGCAUUUCAACUGAUAAUCUGACCUCCCCUUCUCCACCAGUUUUAAUUCCUCCACUGAGAAUUCUCACACCUUGGCUUUUUAAGGCAACCAUGUUGACUGACAAAUAUAAACAAGGUAAAUUACAUGCAUAUAAACUUAUUUGUAAUACAAUGAAAAGAAGACAAGAUGUUUCUCCAAAUAGAGAUUUUUUAACACAUUUCUACAAUAUAAUGCAUUGUGGAUUACUUCAUAUUGACCAGGAUAUUGUCAAUACAAUCAUCAAACACUGCUCACCUCAGUUUUUUUCACUUGGUUUGCCUGGUGCCACAAUGCUUAUUAUGGAUUUUAUUGUAGCAGCUGGUAGAGUGGCUUCUUCAGCUUUUCUCAAUGCACCAAGAGUAGAAGCACAAGUUCUUCUGGGAUCUUUGGUUUGCUUUCCCAACUUAUGUUGUGAACUGCCUUCUCUUCAUCCCAACAUUCCUGAUGUUGCUGUGUCUCAGUUUACAGAUGUUAAGGAACUUAUAAUCAAAACUGUAUUAAGCUCGGCAAGAGAUGAGCCCUCUGGUCCUGCACGAUGUGUAGCACUUUGUAGUUUAGGUAUUUGGAUUUGUGAAGAACUAGUCCAUGAGUCUCAUCAUCCUCAAAUUAAGGAAGCUCUGAAUGUGAUUUGUGUUUCCUUAAAGUUUACUAAUAAAACAGUAGCCCAUGUGGCUUGUAACAUGCUUCACAUGCUGGUUCAUUAUGUACCUAGACUUCAGAUUUACCAGCCUGAUUCUCCCUUGAAAAUUAUUCAAAUCCUAAUAGCUACUAUCACCCAUCUUUUACCAAGUACAGAAGCUUCAUCUUAUGAAAUGGACAAGAGGUUGGUAGUAUCUUUACUUCUCUGCCUUCUGGACUGGAUCAUGGCCUUACCUCUAAAGACACUGCUCCAACCAUUUCAUGCUACGGGAGCAGAAAGUGAUAAAACAGAAAAAUCUGUUCUCAAUUGCAUUUAUAAGGUUUUACAUGGGUGUGUUUAUGGAGCUCAGUGUUUUAGCAAUCCAAGGUAUUUUCCCAUGAGCCUCUCUGAUUUGGCAUCUGUAGAUUAUGAUCCUUUUAUGCAUUUGGAAAGUCUGAAAGAGCCUGAACCUCUGCACUCUCCUGACUCAGAACGAUCUUCUAAACUCCAGCCAGUAACAGAAGUGAAAACUCAAAUGCAGCAUGGAUUAAUCUCUAUAGCAGCCCGCACUGUUAUUACACAUCUGGUAAAUCACCUGGGCCAUUAUCCAAUGAGUGGUGGUCCUGCUAUGCUAACAAGUCAGGUGUGUGAAAAUCACGACAACCAUUACAGUGAAAGUACUGAACUUUCUCCUGAACUCUUUGAGAGUCCAAAUAUCCAGUUCUUUGUGUUAAAUAAUACAACCUUAGUGUCCUGUAUCCAGAUCAGAUCAGAAGAGAAUAUGCCUGGAGGAGGUUUAUCUGCUGGCCUUGCAUCAGCCAAUUCAAAUGUCAGAAUCAUAGUACGUGAUCUCUCUGGAAAAUAUUCAUGGGAUUCUGCUAUACUGUAUGGCCCACCUCCUGUAAGUGGCUUGUCAGAACCUACAUCUUUGAUGCUUUCGUUGUCUCACCAAGAGAAUCCAGAAGAGCCUCCAACAUCUAAUGAAUGCUUAGAAGAUACAACAGUAAAAGAUGGACUUUCUCUCCAGUUUAAAAGAUUUAGAGAAACUGUACCAACUUGGGAUACAAUAAGAGAUGAAGAAGAUGUUCUUGAUGAGCUCUUGCAGUAUUUGGGUGUUACUAGUCCUGAAUGCUUACAGAGAACUGGAAUCUCACUUAAUAUUCCUGCUCCACAACCUGUGUGCAUUUCUGAAAAACAAGAAAAUGAUGUUAUUAAUGCUAUCCUUAAGCAACAUACAGAAGAAAAAGAAUUUGUUGAGAAGCACUUUAAUGACUUAAACAUGAAAGCUGUGGAACAAGAUGAACCAAUACCUCAGAAACCUCAGUCAGCAUUUUAUUAUUGCAGAUUGCUUCUUAGUAUAUUGGGAAUGAAUUCCUGGGACAAACGGAGGAGCUUUCAUCUCCUGAAGAAAAAUGAAAAGCUACUUAGAGAACUUAGAAACUUGGAUUCAAGGCAGUGCCGAGAGACACACAAGAUUGCAGUAUUUUAUGUUGCUGAAGGACAAGAAGACAAACACUCCAUUCUCACCAAUACAGGAGGAAGUCAAGCAUAUGAAGAUUUUGUAGCUGGUCUUGGUUGGGAG